AUGGCGAUAGAGGUGGUGGUGGUGGUAGUAGUAGUGGUAAUGUUAGUGGUGUUGAUGAUGAUGGUGGUGGUUUUAGUAGCAAUGUUGGUGGUGGCAGUAACAGGUAGUGGUAGUGGUAAGGUGGUAAUAUUAGUGGUGGCAACUAGUGGUGGUGGUCGCGGCAACGUUGGUGGUGGCAAUGACAAAGAUGGUAUUGGUGGUGUUGAUGGUAGUAGUAAUGUCGGUGGUGAUGGUGGUGGCGAUGACGGAGGUGGUAUUGGUGGUGGUGGCAGUGAUAGUGGCAUUGACGAUAGUGAUGGUGGUGAUGGUGAUAGUGAUAGUGACGUUGGUGGUAGUGGUGGUGGUAGCGGCCAUGGCAACAAAAAAUGUCAUUAUUAA
Messenger RNA from Glycine soja, 378 nucleotides. Its product is annotated as glycine-rich cell wall structural protein 1.0-like. The record is from RefSeq and is a predicted model, not a curated record. The transcript has a single exon. Lineage: Eukaryota; Viridiplantae; Streptophyta; Magnoliopsida; Fabales; Fabaceae. Bases 1 to 378 code for a protein of 125 amino acids.